Molecule: messenger RNA, 1984 nt
Organism: Venturia canescens
Lineage: Eukaryota; Metazoa; Arthropoda; Insecta; Hymenoptera; Ichneumonidae
Exons: 4
Coding region: 449-1168 (239 amino acids)
Source: RefSeq, a predicted model, not a curated record
GAAACGUUGCGACUCGCGACGCAUUCCGACUCAGUAACCCCAACGGUUAACGGAAAACGACCCGAAUCCGCGAGCUUUCGGCGGUAAAGUUCAACGGUUACCGCCGUUUUUACCCACGCGAACACUCCAAUACGCUUUACAAUUGUGAAACUUUAAAUAACCGAGAAUUCAUAUCGACCUUUUUCACUACGAAUUAGCCACGAAUUUCAAUCGACAAUACCAGUUUUGGCAUUAUCGGUGCUUUCAUAUUUUUCGGUUAAUCCGCGUGUAUGUUUAUCAAAAAUAACAUCGUUAUUCGGCCUCAAUCGCGAGGGUAACAAGCACGGAGAGGACGAACGAGUAUCCGAAAGAUUCCCGAUAAGCGAUCAAUCGAGGAGGAUAAUUCUCUCGGGAAAUUCCGAGGGUAACGAAUACAGCGAAGGGAAUCAACGUUCGAGGAAAAUAAAGAAUGCAGCUGGGAAGAAAAGAAGCUGUAAGAAUGACGAGGACGAGUAUUUUCAUUAUUCUGACGAUGAGUGCACUCUCGAUAACCACUAGUCUUGGCGCACCGUUUGCCUACGAUCCUCAACUCGAGAUGAAACCAUCCUCUUGGCAGGAUAACUCGUUAACUCCAAUUGUCUCCGAACCGUGCUCGAGCAGCGGUUGCUGGGGAUGGUUAUCCCCACUGCCAAUCAACAGAGUCAGUAAUGAGAUUCUUCGAGAAAAAACCAACGACGCAAAACUGGAAGAUCAACCGCAACCAGGCGGGGAAAGCAAUUCACCGGCGUACCCUUGGAAACCGAAUUCGGGAGUUUUCGUUCCACGAGGAAAAUCGUCGCCGUCGAACGUUCGACAAAUGUCACCAAGGCCAGUGAAGAAAGAUGUUUUCAUGUCUCGUAGCUGGGGUCCCGGUGGAUUGCCAUUUUCAGUACUGUACAUGAAUCCUCAUGGUGUCCGAGCGAGCAGCUACCGUCCGAGCACAGGAUAUUCAGAGGUUGUACCAACGAAAGCAAUGCCUGAACCCGAUGCGCGACGAUCUUACGAAGGUGUACCCGCUGCCAUGAAUCCAACGAAACAUCCGAAUUAUCGAGUCGCAGUACGAAACGGGUCAACUGGACAGCCGAGAAGACAAUACUCGAUAAUACCGCAGCUUUUCAUAUCAUACGGUUGGGGACCGUUGGGCAAAUAGAAAAUAAGGAGGAAAAAAUCGUUUGAGAAAAGAAAUACGUACGGACCGGUAUGAAGCGCGACGCAAACUCUCAUUUUCUCUGAUACUCGAGAAAUAUCCCAAAUACGGUCAACAAGUACGGUCACCAAAGAAAACAGCAACAAAUCGACAAACGAAGUUACUCCCCACUCGUUUUAUUCUUAAGGACGAAAUGCUAAUUGUCAAAGCGGAAGUUUUAAUGUCGUGUUUCUCUUCUACCGAGCCCUAUUCGUCAUUCUAUAUUUAAUAUAAUAGUAUUUAAGAAAAACCGCUAACGACCUCCGAACAACGAAUGAAUUCGAUUUUCUGUUCUUAUGAGAACUACGACUACGACGACGACGACGACGACUAAUUUAAACAAACGAAAUAAGAGGGUUGCAAGUGUUGAAUGUUCAUUCGAACCUACGAAUUCAGUGUGCCAUCUUCUCAGGUUGUAAAUAACGAUUUGCCCACUCAAUUGACGUUCACUAGUCUUAUUUCUCUUUCACUCUCUCUCCCUCUUGCCGAGGAACAUGUCAGAGACUUGAGAAAAAUUGUAUAAAAAAUCCAACCGAACGAACCAUUUCUGCGUGAUAAAUAAUAAGUAUUAAUUUACAGUUUAGGACUUGACACUUGUCGUGGUCCACGAUUUUCUUAUCGCAAAAAACAUGUUGCAUCAUUGUUACACAGUAUCGAAAGCGAAAAAACUAAAUCUCACGAGUUAUUUAUUCAUCGUGCAUUCUCACCGGAUAUUCUAUUUGAAUUGUGUAUACGAGGAAAAAAAUACGAAAACAAAAAGCAUAAAGAACGUGCAGCUUA